AUGUAUGCCCUAAUACGACAAUUUUGCACUUAUGAAGAAGACAGCAAGGAAUAUGGUCUUGGAGCUAUUCUCCUAAACAAACUACCGCGCCAUGUGAGGAGCCGGAUCUACGACAAAACCAACAACCAAACCAAUCUUACACCAACGGCACUCAUCCGUCUUCUCACGGAUAUUGUCAGGAAAGAAUCCACGUUGCGUGAAAUGGAGUCCCAGGAACCCGACUCUGCAAGCAGAUACACGUACCACGUCAUUCAUAAUCAGACGCAAAUGAUCCGUUCAAAGAAGGUCCCGCCAUCCGUCCGUCAGAAAAGAUGCAAUUUCUGCUCGAAGAUGAAUCACAACUCUUUCAACUACCAGACAUACAAGACGGCAUCAGAAAGAAUCCAGGUCGCCAAAAACAACCGGCUCUGCUUCAACUGCUUGUCUGGAAAUCAUCUAACGAAGGAUUGCAUCUCGAAGAAAACGUGCUCUCAUUGCUCAAAACGACAUCAUAUGUCACUCUGCUUGAGAUAUUCUCAAAGAUCGCUCGCCUCAACGCCAAUGGCGACGCAGACAGUUCACGUAGCUAACCGUAGCGAACACCCCAACCAAAUUGAGAAGAACCGAUUUCAUCAUCGACCAUCACAGCGACAACAUCACGAACAACAGAGUCACAUACACUUCUCGGAACAACCUUCACUCCCAUCCAACCUUGCGGAACCAGCCACUACCCUUCACACCACUCAGCUACCACACGAAACAGUUAAACCUCCACUAAUGUGUGCUGACGUCGUACUCUUCAACCCAAACAACGAAAAUAAGGAAAUUCACGUCACGGCUCUAUUGGACACGGAAGCAUCUCAAUCCUACAUCACAAACGAUCUGAUCGAACAACUCCAACUACAACCUUCGAAUCCACAACGAAUAACAAUGUUUACGCUCGGAACGGAAAAACCGAUGUCAAUGGAAGCCACUAACCACGAAAUCGGCAUCCGUUGCACGGACAACACCACACAUCUCCUCCAUGUCCAAGCACCACCUAUACUGACCAGGGAGAUAAAGUACGCUUCGAUCCUCAAGAAAGAAGAAAACAACCAAUACCUCGCCAACAAAAUCGCCACGCCGAAACUUCUCAUAGGUAUGGAUUACCUUUGGGACCUUGUUUUUCACGAUCAGUUCAGCAUAUCCUAUCUAACGAAUAGAUACCGCAUCUUCGAAACGCGCAUCGGCAAAAUCGUGGCCGACAACGCCUUUCGGCUCAACACCUUGAAUGACGUCGUCUACACCUUCUCCACUUCAAUGGCCAAUCCCGCUCGCCACUCCGACCUGGUAGAACUCGUAGAACGUUUCUGGUCAAAUGAAUCUUUAGGAAUAGUCGACAAUCCCAAUCAAUCCGAUGACGACAAGUGCUUGGAAGACUUUAACAACUCAAUCAAGUACAACAAGCAAGAGCGCCGAUAUUCGGUAAAAUUUCCAUUCAAAGGUAAUCCAUCCGAACUACCGACUAACCGCGAUCUCGCUUUCUCUCGAUUCCUGUCGAAUUUGAAAGCGCUUCAAAAGAAUCCAGAAUACAUGACGAAAUAUCACGAAAUCUUUACAGACCAGCUAAAGAGAGGAAUAAUAGAAGAAAUCGAUGAAGGCAAAUCCGCCAACAUUAGUCAUUACCUCGCUCACCACGGUGUCAUCAGCGGGUCGAAAAAACACACGAAGGUACGCUGUGUUUUCGAUGGUUCAGCAAAAAAGAAAGGAGGAAUGAGCAUCAACGAGAUACUCCAUAAAGGACCAACAUUAUUACCGGACCUACUCGGAGUCCUUCGAACAAGAACAAUGCCAAUAAUGGUCUCCAGCGACAUUGAAAAAGCCUUCUUGAUGCUAGAACUCCAAGAACAGAGCCGAAACUACACUCGUUUUUUCUGGUUGCGAGAUCCUACAAAACCAGCAGAUAGGUCGAAUAUAGUCGUCUACAGAUUUCGUCGUGUUCUCUUCGGCCUCAUAUGUUCCCCGUUCCUACUUGCUGCAACCAUCCAUCACCACCUUGCCAGUACAGGGACGCCACUUACAAGAAAGAUACUACGGAACAUCUACGUCGACAACGUGUUUUACGGAAUAUCAUCUGUAGACGAAGGAAAACAAUACUACAAAGAUUUGAAACAACUUUUCCAGGACGCACGAAUGAAUAUCAGAGACUAUGUCAGCAACAAUCAGGAACUGAACAGAUUCAUGGAAGAACAAGAAAAUUCCAAAGUCGACGAACAAUGCAAAAUCUUAGGCGUGACGUGGAAAACUACUACGGACGAAUUCGAAAUACACUUACCAAGAUGUAUAACAGAAACAACGUGGACAAAAAGGAGAGUGCUACAAAAGGUAGCAAGCACUUACGAUCCCUUCGGUUGGAUUUCACCAGUCGUACUCGUGGGAAAAAUUUUCAUCCAAAAAUUGUGGACACAAAAUAUCAGUUGGGAUGAAUCACUACCGCAACACCUGCUUGAGAAAUGGACACAAAUCAUCGAGUCGUGGACCUUGUCUUCGGUGACCUUUCCACGUUUACUAAUACAAGACAACGCGCCCGAUGCAAAGUACGACAUCCACGUCUUUAGCGAUGCGUCACAGUCCGCAUACUCCGCCUCUUCUUACUUACUGGAAAAGAUCAAUGGUCAUCCUGAACGAGCAAUGCUAUUGGUUUCGAAAUCACGACUGGCUCCGAAGAAGCCUUUAAUGACUAUACCAAAACUGGAGCUCUCGGGACUGCUCAUCGGCUCCGCUAUCUGA
This is a messenger RNA of Necator americanus (New World hookworm), 2748 nucleotides long. RefSeq lists its product as uncharacterized. The transcript has a single exon. Lineage: Eukaryota; Metazoa; Nematoda; Chromadorea; Rhabditida; Ancylostomatidae. The record is from RefSeq and is a predicted model, not a curated record. The coding region runs from base 1 to 2748 and encodes 915 amino acids.